AAACAUUGGAGAAAUUGGGCUUCGUAAAGCGAAAGGCCCAUCAAAGCCCAAGGUUCGGCCCACAGACAAGAUCAGUCCUUGAGUUUUUCUCUGCUCCGUUUCUUCUUCGCCCGCUCAACCCUGGCCUCGACCACCGCACCGCAAUGACCUUCCUUCGCGGAGCCGCGCGGAAUCCCCGGUCCGCCGCUGCCGCCGUCGCCCGCCCACGCGCCUCCUCGAACCCCAACCCCACGCCCAUCGUCAUCCGCGACGAGCCCACCAGCGCUUACUACGACGACCUCGUGAACGCCGCCGGCCGCCACGGCGACUUCGCCACGGUCCGCAACCUCCUCAACAAGCGCGUCCGCGACGGCUGCUUCAACACCGGCGACACCUUCAGGUUCCUCACCCAGGCGGAGACCUCCCUCUCCGCCCUCGACGACCUCAUCCGCGCCCUCUCCCGCCUCGACGGCGGCUUCCCCCGGAAGAGCGCCUUCGACGCUCUCAUCGCCCGCCUCUGCCGCCUCGGCCGCCCCGAGGACGCCCUCCGCGCCGCCGAGACGAUGGCGAGCGGCGGCUUCGGCCUCAACCCGGUCACCUUCCACCCGAUCCUCAACCUCCUGACCCGCCGGGGCGACUUCGAGGGGGCGCGGCGGGUGGCGGGCCUGAUGAGGGACCGCGGGGUGUCCCCGGACCUGACGGCGCACAACUACUUCCUCACGGCGCACUGCUACCGGGGCGACCUGGCCUCCGCCGGGCGGGCGAUGGAGGAGAUCGAGCAGGAGGGGCUCGGGGCGGACACCCGGACGUACGACGCGCUGGUGCUGGGGGCGUGCAGGGCGGGGAAGGUCGGGGCGGCGGUGGGGCUGCUGCGGCGGAUGGAGGGGGAGGGGGUGUCGCCGCUGUACAGCACGCACGCGCAUGUGAUAAAGGCGAUGUCGAAGCGGGGCUGGGCGGCGCAGGCGGCGGAGCUGGUGAGGGCGUACGCCGGGAGGGACAGGGCGCUGGACGGGGAGAGCUACGGGGUGCUGGGGAGCGAGCUGAUGAGGCUGAGGAAGGUGGAGGAAGCGAGGAGGGUGGUGGAGGAGAUGGCGGAGAAGGGGCUCAUCAUGGGGGAGAAGCUGAGAGAGUUUUACAGGUCGAAUCCCAAUGUUGGGUAAUUUACUAAACUUAAGUCAUUUUGGACUUUGGAAUCCUUUUGAUCCGAUGAGCAAUGCGGUCUAUAAGAUUUGCCCCUUUA
Molecule: messenger RNA, 1219 nt
Organism: Syzygium oleosum
Lineage: Eukaryota; Viridiplantae; Streptophyta; Magnoliopsida; Myrtales; Myrtaceae
Product: pentatricopeptide repeat-containing protein At2g40240, mitochondrial
Exons: 1
Coding region: 144-1139 (331 amino acids)
Molecular function (GO): protein binding
Source: RefSeq, a predicted model, not a curated record